Oryza brachyantha (malo sina) is the source of this 792-nucleotide messenger RNA. RefSeq names its product peptidyl-prolyl cis-trans isomerase Pin1. The transcript is spliced from 2 exons. Gene Ontology annotation, cellular component: nucleus; cytosol. The record is from RefSeq and is a predicted model, not a curated record. The coding region runs from base 83 to 448 and encodes 121 amino acids. Gene Ontology annotation, molecular function: peptidyl-prolyl cis-trans isomerase activity. NCBI's taxonomy places the organism in Eukaryota, Viridiplantae, Streptophyta, Magnoliopsida, Poales, Poaceae.
GCAGGUUGGUUUUUUACGGGAGCCGAGCUAGUCACUCCUACGAUCUGCGACGGCGAGGUGCGAGGCGGAGGAGCAGCAGACGAUGGCGGCGCCGGCGGAGGAGACGGUGAGGGCGUCGCACAUCCUCGUCAAGCACGAGGGAUCCCGCCGCAAGGCCUCCUGGAAGGACCCCGACGGCCGCGUCAUCUCCGCCACCUCGCGCGCCGACGCCGCCGCGCGCCUCGCUGAGUUCCGCGACCAGAUCCUCUCCGGCCGCGCCAGCUUCGCCGACAUCGCCGCCCGCCACUCCGACUGCUCCUCCGCGCGCCGCGGCGGAGACCUCGGCACUUUUGGGAGGGGGCAGAUGCAGAAACCCUUCGAAGAUGCCACGUUUGCUCUCAGGGUUGGUGAGACGAGUGACAUUGUGGACACUGAUAGUGGGGUUCACAUCAUCCUGCGCACUGCUUGAGACACUGAUGUGGUCCAUCAGCUGUGUGGCUUCCAAAUGUCAUUUCUGGUAGCCUAAAACUCCAAGCCAAAAUGAAUAUGGUUAAUUACGCAACCUGCGUUUGUUUCAACAUUUGAGCUGAUGGCAUGGCGCAUAGCAGCGUUGAACGUUUUAAGAUCCUAAUGUUGGUUUUUUCAGCAAUUGUUCGUCAUUUAUUUUUCGGCAAGAUUGGAACUAGUUUGCUGUUUCAACUUCAAGUAGAACAAAUGAAGCAAGUGCGAAUUCCUGUGAACCUGGCUUCAUCUGUGGCAUCUUUUGACAGAUGAGUGAAUGUUAUAUUUACAACUCAUGGCAUUCUAUCCAAA